Molecule: messenger RNA, 2690 nt
Organism: Oldenlandia corymbosa var. corymbosa
Lineage: Eukaryota; Viridiplantae; Streptophyta; Magnoliopsida; Gentianales; Rubiaceae
Source: the annotation of a GenBank genome assembly
AAAAAGCAAAAAAUGGAAAAAAGAAAGAAAUUCUGCAGUCUGACGUUUGAACCCUAAAACCCUUGUUAACCCCCCAGAAUCCAAUUCCUCCUGCUGAACGCCGGAAACUGCCUUUACGCAAAACAUCAUCGCCACCGGUGAACAUGAGACCGCCUAAACCGAAUCCCAAAACUCGCAAGCUGCGGAAACGUCUCUUGGCGGAGGAAGAAGGAGAUGAAGUUGAGCUCCUAGAGUCAUGGAUUGAUUCGGGCAAACCUGACUCUGGUUCGAACCCACUUUCCUUUCCGCCUCUUCCCGAGAAAGCUCCCGUGGGUCAACUGCGAGACGGCUCUUUCUCGCCGUACGCCGGCUGCCUAAAAUUCAGCCAGUUGCCUUUGUCGAAAAAAACUAAAGAUGGGUUAGCCAAAGCUAAUUAUAAAGAUAUGACUGAUAUACAGAGGGCCUCGUUGCCCCACGCACUUUGCGGCAGGGAUAUUCUUGGCGCUGCUAAAACUGGGUCCGGAAAAACCUUGGCUUUCAUCAUUCCGGUUCUUGAAAAGUUAUACAGGGCUAGGUGGGGUCCACAAGAUGGAGUUGGAUGCAUUAUAAUGUCUCCCACGAGGGAAUUAGCUGGUCAACUUUUUGAAGUGUUGAAAUCUGUUGGAAAGUAUCAUGGUUUCAGUGCUGGCCUUCUUAUUGGUGGUCGUAAAGAUGUUGAUACAGAGAAAGAACAUGUUAAUGAUCUGAACAUCUUGGUGUGCACUCCAGGACGGCUUCUUCAGCACAUGGAUGAGACCCCUAAUUUUAAUUGUUCCGAACUUCAGGUUUUGGUGCUUGAUGAGGCAGAUCGCAUUCUUGAUGUCGGAUUUAAGAGAGAUUUAAAUGCAAUAAUCUCGCAAUUACCAAAGCAGAGGCAGACCUUGCUAUUCUCUGCUACCCAAACAAAAUCUGUACAAGAUCUUGCUAGGCUCAGUCUGAAAGAUCCUGAAUACCUUGGUGUGCAUGAGGAGUCAGAAACCGCCACGCCAAGUCUACUGCAGCAAACUGCCAUAGUUGUCCCUCUGGAGCAAAAGUUAGAUAUGCUAUGGAGUUUUGUGAAGGCGCAUCUUAAUUCCAGGAUGUUAGUGUUUUUUUCGACCUGCAAGCAGGUAAAGUUCGCCUUCGAAACAUUUAAAAAACUCCGACCUGGAAUCCCUUUGAAGUGUCUUCAUGGAAGGAUGAAGCAGGAAAAAAGAAUGGGAAUAUACUCCCAGUUUUGCAAUCAACAUUCAGUUCUGUUCUGUACUGAUGUGGCUUCGAGAGGGCUUGAUUUUGAAAAAGCUGUUGAUUGGGUUGUGCAGGUGGAUUGUCCUGAAGAUGUUGCUGCUUACAUACACAGGGUUGGCAGAACUGCUCGCUACCUUUCUGGAGGAAAAUCAGUUUUAUUUCUCAUGCCUUCAGAAAUGGAAAUGAUUAGGAAAUUGGAAGAAAAGAAAAUACCUAUUCGGAUUACUAAGACAAAUGCGAAAAGGUUGCAGCCAGUUUCUGGGCUGCUGGCUGCUUUGUUGGUGAAGUACCCGAAUCUCCAGCAACUGGCUCAGAGAGCUUUUACUACGUAUCUGAAAUCUGUACAGAAACAGCGGGAUAAGGAGAUUUUUGAUGUGAAGAAGCUAUUGAUUGAGGACUACUCUGCAUCAUUAGGCCUUCCAAUGACUCCCAAAUUCAAUUUCAUUAAGAAAGUCAAGGGAAAAUCUUCCGCAGAACUGUCUCUUGUCGAGUUAAGUUCUGCAAAGAAAAAUGCAUCUGAAGAUAAUUUUGGCAGUUUUGACACUUCCAAGGAAGAUGAAUCUGAGGCAGAGGGAGUAGAUAUUCUACGUCAAAAGCCUACUCAAGAUGAAGGAAAGAAAACUGAACUUGGAGCCGCAGGGCCACCUCCAACCAGGAUUUUAAAGAAAAAGAAGUUGAAGAUCAAUAUGGAUAGACCAGUUGGGAACAAGGUUGUGUUUGAUGAAGAAGGGGACCCUUUACCGCCACUUGCAGGGUUGGCGGUAAAGAGGACCACUGACUCAGUUCAGCUCGACAUGAACAAAGUUGUACAAAACUUAAAGGAAAAGAGGAGACAAAUGGAGUUGGCUGAUAAGGAGGACAAGGCUCUGUACCGUGAAAGUCGAAAAGAGAGGAGAAUUAAGGAGAAAAUGAAGAGGAAGAGAGGGAGGGAGGAAGAAGAAGAAGAUAGCGAUGAUGACGGAGCAACUUCAGAUGAAGAAGUUCGGGAAGACAGAUUCAAUAAGAAGAAUAAGAAGGGCAAGAUAUAUUUCGAGAGUGAUGAUAGCGAUAACGAGGAGACAGUAAAAAACAACAAAAAGGUUGUCAAUACGGAGUCAAUAUCUCUGGCAGAGCAAGAGCAGCUGGCUCUCAAGGUUCUGGAAUCCUUGCAUUCAUAAGAAUUCAUUCUUCUUGGCUUUUCCAGUGGCACAUAGAUAAGCCCAAAAUUUUGGUUUUAGACACAUCAAUCAUUUGUAGUAGUAUUUUUGUUCAUAUAGGAAGUUAUCAUGCCUUUUAAUGUUUCUCUCCAGGAAAUGUCACUUGAGAGAGGGCCUUUUUUGUGUGAAUCGAAUGUGAAUUUUGCUGUGAAAAGCUAACAAUUGGUAAUCACAGAAAUUUGUGACUUGAUUAACUAAAAAUCUAAUUUGUCUAUGAGUUCCAAAACGGGAAUUAUUUCUAUUGUUUAA